GAGGACGCCUUCCACCAAGCCCUCGACCCUCCUAGUCCCGGCGGAGAGCGCCCGGAGCACCGGGAGGUCCCUUUUACGGACAGUAACCUGAGGCCCCUACAGACCGCGCGUUGGCCCGCCUCCGUUUCUGCCUCUGCCGGGCUGCGCGCGGGAGGCCGGCUCCAAGACCGGAACUCGGCCCAGUUGCCAGGGAAACGCGUUCCCGGCUACCAUGGCGACCAGAGUGUUUGCGGGGCCCGGUGGCAGAGGCCGGGGCAGCUCCGGACAGUGCGCUCCUCAGCGCGCCUGGGCCCCUGGAGAGCCACCAUGGCCAAACUGCUAAAUACACCUCCCAAAUUCCUGGGCCCAGAGUGGCACAUCUCUAACAAGAACCAGUACAACAGCGCCGAAGCUCAGCGCUCUAGGUCUGAGCGGCUCGUGGCUGAGAGCCAGAGGCUUGUGGAUGAAAUUGAGAAGACCACCCAGAGGACGCAAAGUGAUGUCAACAAGAAGAUAGAGCAAAGACUUGACGAAAUAAAGUUCUGGAAGAAGGAAUUGGAUGACAAACUCGAUCAGCUUCUAAAGGAGACCGAAGCGCUGUUCUCGUUUAAGACGAGGCUGGAGAAGGCCAUUGAGAAAUACCAAGAGCCCUUGUUCAUUAUCCACAAGUGUAUCGAGUACCGGGACAAACGCUUUGGGAUCGACCUGGUGCGUGAUGAGGUGGAGCGGGAGCUGUACAAGGAGGCCGAGGUCUUGCAGGGGGUCCUAGCCCUGCUCCAGCGCACCCUGGAAGAGACGGGGGAGCAGCUCAGGUUGAACCGAGCCUCCAGGUACAACCUGGAGAAGGAUCUGGAGGACAAAUGCGUGGCUCUGACCAUUGAGGAUUUCUGCUCGACACUCACCAACAACAACCCCGACAUCUGUUAUGCCAACAACCCUGUCCGGAUCGAGCCCAACUCGGUGAGCGUGGACGACUGGGUGGAGUUCUCCAACAUGAACGUGGAGAAGGCGGACCAGCAGAGGAACAACUCGCUGGCCCUGGAGGCGCUCAUCGACCGGAUCCUGUCCCAGACGGCCAACGACCUGCGCAAGCAGUUCGAGGCGGUCAAUCAGGCCUUCCAGACCCAGAUCAGAGAAACCAAAGAGGCCAAGGAGAAGCUGAGCACCCACCUGACCAAGGUAGGCGGCGCGGCGCGGCCUCCGCUUCAGCACCCCGGCCAGCGCGCU
Gracilinanus agilis (Agile Gracile Mouse Opossum) is the source of this 1206-nucleotide messenger RNA. RefSeq names its product tektin 1 (gene TEKT1). The transcript has 6 exons. Lineage: Eukaryota; Metazoa; Chordata; Mammalia; Didelphimorphia; Didelphidae. Gene Ontology annotation, biological process: cilium movement involved in cell motility; cilium assembly. Gene Ontology annotation, cellular component: nucleus; microtubule cytoskeleton. The record is from RefSeq and is a predicted model, not a curated record. The annotation marks the transcript as partial.